Molecule: messenger RNA, 1572 nt
Organism: Leptosia nina
Lineage: Eukaryota; Metazoa; Arthropoda; Insecta; Lepidoptera; Pieridae
Source: the annotation of a GenBank genome assembly
AUGGAUCAAGCCAAGCAACUGACGAAGGCUGAGUACUGUUGCGUAUUGUUGGUUGAUGUGGAGCGAAUGGAGCUUGUGAAGCGGUUCACUGGAUCUACAAAUGACGACAAAGAACUAUCACAACGUCAUUUUCCGAUGGACAUUGGUAUCACGGGGCAAGUGAUAAGCACCGGAACGUUGAUUAAUUGCAAAAUGGCGAAGACCCAUCCGGCGUUCCAUUCCGAAAUCGACUGUAACCCUGGCGUUGAGUGCAAAUCAAUUUUAUGCUUCCCAAUACGAGAACAAACGGGAAUAAUAGGUGUCGGGCAGUUGAUUAACAAAAUCGGAGAUCCGUAUUUUGACGCUAUGGACGAAGAGAUGGCUCUAGCCUUCAGCAUCUACUGCGGGGUCUGUAUCAUGCACUCUGUGGUGUACCAGAAGAUCCAGGAAGCUCAUAUAAGGAAUGCCCUUGCCAACGAACUGGUCAUGUACCAUAUGAAGGUAGGUCAUUCAGAGGUUUCUCGUCUAUUGGAGUUUGGAAUCUCCAUAGUCACCAGUCUCCAAUUUAAUAUCUGGGACGUUGACGUCUGGAAAGCUUGGACAUCAAAUGUAUGGAAUGUUCGAAGAUCUCCGGUUUGGUUUAAUAUAAAGAAACAUAAGCUGGCUCGCUUUAUUCUGCACGUGAAGAAGGGCUACCGCGAUGUUCCCUACCACAGCUGGCUUCACGCGUUCAACGUUGCGCAGUGGGCCUAUGCUGCCUUAAUUAACUAUAAGCUGAUGCAGCAGGGCUAUUUAAGUGAACUACAAGGAUUAAUGUAUGUGAUAGCUGGUCUUGUUCACGACAUGGAUCAUCGUGGUACGACUAACAGUUUUCAAAUACAAGGGCAAACAACAUUAGCAGCUCUGUACUCCAGCGAAGGUAGCGUCAUGGAGCGCCACCACCUCGCUCAAGCGAUGUGCGUGCUCAACACAGAAGGAUGCGACAUUUUGGAGUCCCUUCCGAGGAGGGAUUACGACAGAGCGAUUAUGACAUUACGAGAUUAUAUUCUGGCGACGGACCUCGCUAACUAUUUUAAAAACUUGAACGAGUUCAGAGCGAUUUCUCUGGACUUUCAAAAGGGUAAUCGCGGACAUACAACUGCUUUGCUGUCACUCCUUAUGAAUGCUGCUGAUCUUAGUGAUCAGCUCAAAGAUUGGGGAUGCAUUAAGAAGACGGCUGCGGCAGUUUUAAGUGAAUUCUUUAAGCAAGGUGACGUGGAAAAGAGUAGAGGCGAUUUACCUCCGAGCAUUAUGGACAGAGAGCGAUGUUUCAUCCCAGACCUUGAGAUUCAGUUUAUGACCACCACCUGUAUACCUCUUUUUGAAAUAUUAUCUCGAAUAAUACCAAAAGCGACACCGUGUUUGAAGAUCAUUGAGAACCACAUAGAGAGAUGGGAAGCCGCCAUACCCAUUUUUGCAGAGGUGCCGAUAACAGCUGGUCUGUCUGUCCUACUCAGUCCAGAGUUGGAUAACUUGAUUGAACAAAAUUUGAAAGAGAAAGAGAGGCAACGCCAAGAGGGGAUCGAACCGACUGGGGACGAGAACGCUGAUUAA